CUGCUGCUGCUCCUGCCGCUCCCGGGGCUGCUCGCGGGCUCCUGGGACCCGGCCGGCUACCUGCUCUACUGCCCAUGCAUGGGGCGCUUCGGGAACCAGGCUGAUCACUUCUUGGGCUCCCUGGCAUUUGCAAAGCUAUUGAACCGCACCCUGGCUGUACCCCCUUGGAUUGAGUACCAACAUCACAAGCCUCCAUUUACCAAUAUCCAUGUGUCCUUCGAGAAGUACUUCAAGCUGGCGCCCCUCAAGGCUUACCAUCGGGUCAUCAGCCUGGAGGAGUUCAUGGAGAAGCUGGCCCCCACCCACUGGCCCCCUGAGAAGCGGGUAGCAUACUGCUUUGAAGUGGCGGCCCAGAGAAGCCCUGAUAAGAAGACAUGCCCGAUGAAGGAAGGAAACCCCUUUGGCCCAUUUUGGGAUCAUUUUCAUGUGAGUUUCAACAAGUCGGAGCUUUUCUCGGGCAUUUCCUACAGUGCCUCCUACAAAGACCAGUGGAUCCAGAGAUUUUCUCCAGAGGAACAUCCAGUGCUGGCCCUGCCAGGGGCCCCAGCCCAGUUCCCCGUCCGGGAAGAGCAUAGGCCACUGCAGAAGUACAUGGUAUGGUCAGACGAGAUGGUGAAGACAGGAGAGGCCCUGAUCCACACCCACCUCAUCCAGCCCUAUGUCGCUAUUCACCUACGCAUUGGCUCCGACUGGAAGAAUGCCUGUGCCAUGCUGAAGGAUGGGACUGCGGACUCCCACUUCAUGGCCUCUCUGCAAUAUGUGGGCUAUAGCCGCAACUCAGCGACCCCUCUCACCAUGACUAUGUGCCUCCCAGACCUGAAGGAAAUCAAGCGGGCCGUGGAGCUCUGGGUGUGGGCUCAAAAUGCCAGGUCUGUCUACAUCGCCACAGAUUCUGAGAGUUAUGUGCCAGAGAUCCAGCAGCUCCUCAAAGGGAAGGUGAAGGUGGUGAGCCUGCAGCCUGAGGUGGCCCAGAUCGACCUGUACAUCCUUGGCCAAGCUGACCACUUUAUAGGCAACUGUGUCUCCUCCUUCUCCGCGUUCGUGAAACGGGAACGAGACCUCAUGGGGAGGACAUCCUCUUUCUUUGGCAUGGACUGGCCCCCACAGUUGCGGGACGAGUUCUGAUCUAGGCUGGAGCACGUCACCAGCCUAGCUGGUCCCUCCAGCCAGGCCUGGCACCCAGAGCUGCUCCCAGGAUUGAUCCCCAAAGGAGCAGGCCAAAAAGAGAAGCAGCUGCCAAGGACAGAGAAAAGUACCAGGGACUUCCUGGGGCAGAAGAUGGUCCAUCUCCCAGGGUACAGGACUUCCCAAGUUCCUAGGAGCCAGACCAUCUUCCCUGCUCCUGUGCUUCUGUGAGUUUCUCACACCAGCAAAACAGUCCAACCACUGUCUUUUGGUCUACUCUGCUCUUAUUAGGGGCAGAAAUAGAAUAUUGGGGACCAACUAUAAUUAUAAGAAAUACUAGAGGCCAGUGCACGAAUCCCUCA
Myotis brandtii (Brandt's bat) is the source of this 1487-nucleotide messenger RNA. RefSeq names its product protein O-fucosyltransferase 1 (gene POFUT1). The coding region runs from base 79 to 1125 and encodes 348 amino acids. Gene Ontology annotation, biological process: protein O-linked glycosylation via fucose; Notch signaling pathway; regulation of Notch signaling pathway. Gene Ontology annotation, molecular function: peptide-O-fucosyltransferase activity. Gene Ontology annotation, cellular component: endoplasmic reticulum. NCBI's taxonomy places the organism in Eukaryota, Metazoa, Chordata, Mammalia, Chiroptera, Vespertilionidae. The transcript has 7 exons. The record is from RefSeq and is a predicted model, not a curated record.